Molecule: messenger RNA, 2592 nt
Organism: Sphaeramia orbicularis (orbiculate cardinalfish)
Lineage: Eukaryota; Metazoa; Chordata; Actinopteri; Kurtiformes; Apogonidae
Product: angiopoietin-4-like
Exons: 7
Coding region: 846-2354 (502 amino acids)
Biological process (GO): platelet aggregation; blood coagulation, common pathway; fibrinolysis
Cellular component (GO): fibrinogen complex
Molecular function (GO): extracellular matrix structural constituent; protein-macromolecule adaptor activity
Source: RefSeq, a predicted model, not a curated record
CAGAAUAUGAGAUCAUAUCCAACGUUCACGUAAACAUGAGUGUCCAGAGCGUCCUGAUGCUUUUCCACUGACGCUCAUUCAACCCUCAGACCUGACACCGUACGUUCAACCAGCAGGAUCCCAGCUGGACGUCUUCAUCUAAAACUCGGUCUGGAAACCUCAGAACAGCGUCUACGUUUCAAGUACUCGUUUUUUUGGCUGUAGGUCUGAUCUCGAACAACUGCCACCAUGGAUCCUCGGUUAAAAAAGGAACAAAAAAAUCCACAACCGAUCGAAUGAAUGUUGAAGCCGAUGUUUUACAGGUUGAAGAUGUUGGUGCAGAACUGAGAAGCUGUGGGACAUUUUUAUUUCGGUCGUAAUACGUGGAUUAAAAACUGAACUGCUCUUCAACAUUUAAAGCUGGAUCUAAACCUACAGUUGAACGUUUAAUGUCAUGAGGCCAAAUGAUUCCGUCGACUUUGGUGGAAGACGCUUCAGAUAAAAGUUCACAUCAGCCUCAAGACCGAGUUUGUCAGUUGAGCUCUUGAACGGAAAUGUAAAAACUGGAAAACUGAGCAUCCUAAAACACCUCUUCCAAACACGUCAGCACAGAUGUUUAUGUAAACUGCAGAAGGUCGGAUGCCUUUUCGUCCUGUAGAUGCUUUCCUUUCCUUCUUUUUCUUCUUCUUGGACUUCUUUUGGCACUUGGCGAACGACUGAUUUCGGUUUCAGAACUUCUACUUCUUCUUCCGUUACCUUUUGAUGAUGACAUCCCACUUUUCGUUUGCUACAAACAAGGAACAGUUUUAACGUUUUGACGUCAGCUUCGCAUUUUCUCUACGAUUACACAGAAACGCAGCUGUUGAAUGUCCAAGAUGAAGCUGCAGUGUGUGUUUCUCGCUGUCGUUUUGCUGAUCAGUGUUUCUGCUCCCAAUGAACGUCCAGACUUUGGUCACAAUGACGACGUACAUCCCAAUGUUUUCAUGGACGUACCCGACGUCCACAGCAACAUGGACGUACCGGACACCAACACCGAGACCAACUGGGACGUACAGGACAUAAACAAGGACAACUACGAGGACGCAGACUGGCAUCCUCCGCCUUCCUUCCCGGACACUUCGGACCUUCCUCCUGACGACCCGCCGCCGAUACGAAGCAGCGCCGACCAAACCCGGAAUAACGACAGUUCGACGUCUCUGUGUGGCGAGUAUGGCGGUCAGGUGACCUCAGACGGACGAUGCCGACUCGUAGCCGCGCUGCCUCCGACAGGAAUGCCGCAGAAACGCUGCCCGGACAUAUUUCGCUGCACAGACGACAUCUCCUAUUGGCUCCGAGAAAACCAAGAAGGGAGGGACCAGCUGGAGGAGCUGAAGGAGACGAUGUCGGACCUUCAGGAGGAGCUGAGGAUGCACCAGCACCGAAUCCAGGCCCUGGAGACACAGAGUGAAGACGGCGUGACACUCAACGCCACCUUUGCCCACCGGCUGCGCUCCCUGGAGACGCGUCACGCCCAGGCCGACACGCUGCUGCACGUCCACGCCGCACUGCUGUAUGAGCUGCAGGCCCAGCUGCGCAACCUGUCGGCCGCCGUGCGGCACGUGAGCCGCAACAGCGACUGUAAGGUCAACGUGGUCCGAACGCCACCACCACCGCUCAGCAUGAGAGACAAGCUGUUACCAGACAGACACUUCCUGUCCUUCUGUCCGUCAGACUGUGCGUCUCUGUACCAGAAUGGCGUCCGGCGUUCGGGGGUGUACACCAUCGUCCUGUCUCCGGGGACGCCCCUCCCAGUCUACUGCGACAUGGACACAGAGGGUGGAGGUUGGACCGUGUUCCAGCGGCGCCGUGACGGCUCGGUGAGUUUUAACCGCGGCUGGACCGAUUAUCGAGACGGCUUUGGUGAAGCACGUGGAGAACACUGGCUGGGAAACCAUCAGCUCCACCUGCUGUCCAACCAGGGACACUACAGCCUCCGCAUCCACCUGCAGGACUGGGGCCACGCCCACAGACACGCCCACUACAGCAGCUUCAGGAUCGAGGAUGAGGAGAACCGGUACCGGCUCCACGUGUCCGGGUUCAGCGGGACCGUGGAGGACUCGUUCGGCUGGUACCAUAACCUGCAGGACUUCAGUACCCCUGACACCGGGGACAUCUGCGCUGAGAUCAGCCACGCCGGCUGGUGGUUCCACCAGUGCUUCUACGCCAACCUGAACGGAGUCUACUACCAGGGUGGUCAGUACUCCCUAAAGGCCCAGAACCUCCUGGGUCCAGAUGGUAUCGUCUGGUUCUCCUGGAAGGACUCAGACUUCUACUCCUUAAAGGCCGUGUCAAUGAUGGUCCGACCAAACAACUUCAGGCCCCGCCUAUCACCAUAGCAACCAUCGUGACAUCCCUGAGACACGCCCUCUGAACGCUCCACCUUCAGAACCCAGAUCUGGGUCCAGAUCCCAGUGAUCCCAGCUCUUCGUGGCCUACACUGAUCUGGGUUUUUGGGUUCUUCUGGGUUUCAACCAGGACCUUUGCAGUAAAAAGGAUGUUUUUUAAAAAAUUAUUUAUUACUUUUCCACUUGUUUCUACCAGUACUUUCAUCCUGUGAUUAUAUAUACAUACAUA